AUGAUUCAGAUCCAGCAGGAUUGCCUGGAAUGGGUCCUACAGUCAGGCUGGGCUGAGACUAGGAGAGAGGCCCAGCCAGAAGCCUGCUCUGAGACAGGGAGACUGGGAGAGAGGCCCAGCCAGAAGCCUGAGUUGAGACAGGGAGAGAGGCCCAGCCAGAAGCCUGAGUUGAGGCAGGGAGAGAGGCCCAGCCAGAAGCCUGAUCUGAGACAGGGAGAGAGGCCCAGCCAGAAGCCUGAGUUGAGGCAGGGAGAGAGGCCCAGCCAGAAGCCUGAGUUGAAGCAGGGAGAGAGGCCCAGCCAGAAGCCUGAUCUGAGACAGGGAGAGAGGCCCAGCCAGAAGCCUGAUCUGAGACAGGGAGAGAGGCCCAGCCAGAAGCCUGAUCUGAGACAGGGAGAGAGGCCCAGCCAGAAGCCUGAGUUGAGGCAAGGAGAGAGGACCAGCCAGAAGCCUGAUCUGAGACAGGGAGAGAGGCCCAGCCAGAAGCCUGAUCUGAGACAGGGAGAGAGGCCCAGCCAGAAGCCUGAGUUGAGGCAGGGAGAGAGGCCCAGCUAG
Molecule: messenger RNA, 555 nt
Organism: Salvelinus namaycush (lake trout)
Lineage: Eukaryota; Metazoa; Chordata; Actinopteri; Salmoniformes; Salmonidae
Product: serine-rich 25 kDa antigen protein-like
Exons: 2
Coding region: 1-555 (184 amino acids)
Source: RefSeq, a predicted model, not a curated record